GUGUACCUUAUGUAUACAUAUACAUGUAAAUUGAUAUACAUAAGUCUUACUCAACACACACAUGUCACCUUUCAUACACCACAGACCACACCAUGAAAACGUUACGAGUUACAGUUACAGUUCACAGUUAACAGUGUGUGAUGUGAUUUACGAGUAAUGGCAAGUAUAUACCAAGUGUACAUAUAAUAUCGUAAACAAGACCGAAUGGAUUUAACCUCCACGUUUAUUGAUAAAAAUACGAUUCCAAAUAUAUUUUAUUUGUAGUGAAGAAAAACAGCAUCUAUCGUUUGUAAGAAAAACAGCAAUCAUAUAAAUAUAUUAGUAACAAUAAUUAUUGGAGAAGUUAUAACAAUUGAAUUGCUAUUUUUUAAGUACGCCAUUUCCAUUAGUUACUUAUUAGAUAGAUGAGUUUUCAAGACAGUCUCUUUGCAGAAGAGGUCGAAUACGACGUAACAUUAUUUGCCAAAAAUAAUACUCGUAAGAGAGUACUUGUUUUUCCACCGGUUAAUAAUUACAAAAGGUUCUUAAUUCACUCGAUUGUGCAAAACAAUUUUCAAGAACUUAGUACUUUUUCUAUUGGGCAAGGAUACGAGAGGAGGACUGUCGUUUAUUUCAAGGGAGACUUAAUGAAAGAGUUUCAGUUGGAUGGUGUCCAAUCAAGAAACAAAAGUGAGCUUGAAACUUUGAAAUCUAAUAUGGGUGUUGAGGGACCUUUAACAUCUAUCGAUAAUUCUAAACAAAAACCAGUUAAAUCAACCCCAGCUGUUGAAAUUUACCGGCCACCAGCAGCUAGAAGAUUACAAACUCCAACUACCUCUACAGAAUCAUCACAAACAAAAACGAAACAAAGACGACCAGAUCGAGCAGUAUAUGUCCCAAAACAGCGUCGAAGUGUCGAUGAUUCACAAAAUGAAAAUCCAUCGACGAAAAACACUCGAAGAUCUAAAUCUGCGAAAUCUCUUUCAUCUGAACCCACAGAGGAAAAUUCCAGUCAAAUCAAUUCCGUUGAGAUUAAAAAUUCAGCGAAUGCGGAAACUCUCACGGCCAAAGAAGUCGCUGACUUGGAUGUUAACUCGGAAGUAAAAAUAGAAGAAGAAAACGUAGAAGUAGAAGUUGAGUCAGAGUCACUAGAUAGUUCAAACUUAGAAGGGCAUUUUAACUCUGAGAAGUGUAUUGAAGACACAGAAAUGUGUGAGGAUAAAUUAAACGUUGAAGAUGGCUUAGACAAGCAGAAAUGUAGUAAUAUUAUUAAGCCGAGAAACUUAGUAUCGGAUGUUUUAAUAAUAUCAACAGGUAAUAAUACCGAGAGUGCAAUUGUUAGUAAGAAGGAGGAAGUUGAUCAGGAAAAUGAUGGCUUAUCAUCGACGACAAACGUCUCGCCGUUGAGACUACCGGAAAAAAAACCGAAGAAAGUUGCCAGGACUAAGAGCAAACCUGCGUCACCUCCGUCACCGCCAGUUAAAAUAAACCGCGAUGAAUGCGAUUGGGACAGUCUCUUUGAUGACAAUGGCGAGUGCUUGGAUCCCACAUUAAUUGAGGAGUUGACGGAAGCCGUGGGAGAAGUGACGAUAGAGCAACCAAAAAACGACUACAAAGCAUUUAGUAGACCUGUCGAGGUAUCUAACGACGAAUUUGGGCAUGUUGUAGAAAUUUACAACUUUCCAUCAGACUUCAAGACAAGUGAUCUUGCAACCGUGUUCAGUCCUUUCAAGAACGGUGGUUUUGAACUCAAGUGGGUCGAUGACACUCAUUGUCUGGGUGUAUUUAGUAGUCCUCUCGUAGCUGCUGAAGUAUUGGCAUCAGAUCAUGCUUUUGUUAAAACACGUCCUCUGAGUGAAGCAACGGCUUUGAGCAAAACAAAAGCCAAAAGGAGCGCUGAAUUUUUACAACCUUACAGAAGUAGACCUGAAACAUGUGCAGCGCUUGCUAGACGGCUCGUUACUGGGGCUCUUGGUGUGAGAUUGGCAACUGCUAGACAAGAAAGAGAACACGAGAAAGUUGUAUUGCGUGAAGCUAAGGAGCGGCGCAGAUUGGCUGCCAAACAACGUGAAGAUAUUUGGGAAGGUAUUAUUGCCCAAAAAUGAUGAUAAUUAAUUGUGGUAUUUCAUAAAUCGGUAAAUUUCACAUUUUAAACUUAAGAAAUAAUUAAAAAAGAAUUUUUAACUAUUUGACAGUUAUUGACUUAGUUUUAAAACUACAAAUCAGUAACAAUAAAAAUAAUAAUAAUGAUUAUAGUAAUUGUUUAUGGAUAAUUUUAAAGUGUGAAAUUUAAUAUCAAUGUACAAUUAAGUGUACACAUAUGUGCCUUACUCAUCUUAAUUAACUUAGUAAUUAAGUUUCACAAAGCGGAUUGUUUUUUUUUAUGAUGGAAAAAUAUCCAUGUUUUUUUUUUGCCAGUAGAUGAGUGUGGCAGUAUUUAUUUAAUUGCAAUGUUAGUAAAUCAAAGAUGAUAUUUUAAAUAACUUAUUAACGUAAAUAAACAAUAAUAUUUAAAAACUAUCGAGAUAAACUAGAAAGUAAUUUGAUAAAAGUAUCAAUUAUCUGUUUAGUAUGCAAAGUUAUAUACUUUAUAAGAGUUUAAAUGCAGCGCGUUUAUUUAAAAACGCCUGAUGUAAUGUUGGAAAAAGGUAAUAGAGAAAAAAUUUAUUAAAAGUUUCAUUUUUACCUCAAAAAACUGCCUCUGAUAUAUCACUAGUAUCAUAAUAAUAUACUAUUAAUAAUAAAUAGACAAAUUAAUAGCCAAAAUGUUAAAUAUCUACGACAAUAAAGCCUGAAAAAGUAUAAAAUGGACAAAGUAACUAUAAAGCCACUAGAUCUCUUGUUAAGUAAACUUUAAAGGUAUACAACGAUUUAAUGUUAAUUUGUGUUGCGUAGUUUAAUGUAUCUUUUCUUUAAAUUAAAAAUUUUUUGAUCUAAAAAAAAAAAAAACUUUAUAAAUAUUACUGUACGUUUUAAAUAAUGAAAGUUUUGUAAUUUUAUUAAUUACAUGUUACGCACAAUCAAUAAUGAAAUGAUUGAUAAUCGCAUUACAGAUGUCCGGAAUGUU
Messenger RNA from Cotesia glomerata, 3046 nucleotides. Its product is annotated as coiled-coil domain-containing protein R3HCC1L. The coding region runs from base 405 to 2084 and encodes 559 amino acids. The record is from RefSeq and is a predicted model, not a curated record. Lineage: Eukaryota; Metazoa; Arthropoda; Insecta; Hymenoptera; Braconidae. The transcript has 8 exons. Gene Ontology annotation, molecular function: nucleic acid binding.